AUGGCUGUUAAAGCCGACCAAAACACAAUUAUCAAUCACAAAGAAACCAAAACUCGAUCCGAUGAUCGCUUUCCAACGGAUGUGAUGGCUGCCGUAGCAUUUUUUUGUAGCUUCGCUAUGCUGUGCAAAGUUGGUAUCGAUCUAAGAGAUCUUUCCCAUCCCAAUCAAUUCUGGAGUCGUUUAUUUGGAAUAUGUUUGAUUUGUAUCAGUAUUCUAUUUCUAUUAAUGGCUUUAGUUCUGUUAUUUGCACAAAUUUAUUUUUUAUAUAAAUAUUUUCAAAAGAGAUGGUUUUCCAACAAUAAAAGUCAAAUGAACAAUUCAGUGGUUAAAUGGAAUGUGAAAUUAAGUCAUCUUUAUAAGAAAUUUGCAUCUUCAAUUGAUCCUCGAAAUGAAAAGGAAGAAAUAAUUGUUUAA
Adineta ricciae is the source of this 414-nucleotide messenger RNA. The record is from the annotation of a GenBank genome assembly. Lineage: Eukaryota; Metazoa; Rotifera; Eurotatoria; Adinetida; Adinetidae.